UCUUUUUACCGCACGCGGGAACGGGGAGGACUUGGCGCGCACCGACUCCGCUUCUCCCGUGCUGCGCUGUUCUUGGUGCCGCCCAGGGACUCCUCUUCUCCCGCACCUCGCUGCUCUGGCGCUGCCCCUGAAGGAGGCGGAGACACGCGGCAGAGUCUAUCUGCGGCACCACGCGGAGGAAAGGAAGAACGGCCGGCCACUCCGCCACGGCGACGCCGCGCAGAAGAAGGAGAGGGAGGGGCUGCAACGGAGGAGAGGGAUAAGUGCCUCUGCGUCGUUUCCCCAUGAAUCCGCAUCGACUCUUUCGCCUCUCGGGAACCCAGGUCAGUUCCAUCUCGUUCUUUGCUUUUCUUGUCCAUACUAUACGACUGUUAUUCAGACAUCAUAUUGAUCUGCAAUUAAUUGAAUUGAGAUGCCAAUUAGUUCAGAUUCCCAUGGACUUUAUAUUUUUGUGACAGAAUUAACUACAACAGAUUCACCUAUCGAUAAUCUGAAAGGCAAUUGCAGAAUUUGUGCAUAUAUCUGAUAAGAGCAUACCUGAGGUUGGUUUGAGGUUUAAAAAUCCAGAAGAGGAUUGGGCAUUUUGGCUGGCAUAUGGGGGUCAUAAAGGCUUUGAUGUGAGGAAAAGAUAUACAAAUUUGAGCAAAUUUGAUGGAAAAGUGACUUCGUGCAGAUAUGUUUGUGCUAAUGAGGGUCAUCGGAGAAAAGGUCUUAAAGAGCAUGUGACCAAGUGUUUUAGAGCAGAAACAAGAAUAGAUUGCAAAGCUCGGAUGACUCUCACAUUGGACCGAGGGGAAGGAAAUUAUGAAGUCACUGAUGUUGUGCUUGAGCACAACCACCUACUUCAAUUGCCAGAGACUUGCCACUUAAUGGCGUCACAAAGGAAAAUUUCAGAAUUGCAAGCUUUUGAAAUUGAAACAGCCGAUGAUUCUGGAAUUAGGCCAAAAAAACUGCACAUGAGUUAUCAUGUCGUCAAGUUGGUGAACCAUUUAACCUUGUCUACACUUGUCGUGAUCGUAAAAAUUAUUUGUAAAGCAAGAGACAGAGAGAAUUAGCCUUUGGGCAAGCUGGAAGUAUGUUAAAGUAUUUUCAUGAUAAAAUUGCAGAGAACCCAGCAUUCCAAUAUGCUUUGCAGCUAGAUUGUGAGGAGCAUAUAACCAAUAUAUUCUAGGCUGUUGCUAAAAUGAUCCUUGAUUAUGCACAUUUUGGUGAUGUUGUCACAUUUGACACUACUUUUGGCACAAACAAAGAGUAUAGGCCAUUUGGUGUUUUUCUUGGACUCAAUCAGUUUAGGGAGACAACUAUCUUUGGUGGUGUGCUUCUAUUUGAUGAAACUGAAGUGUCAUUUACAUGGCUGUUUGAGACUUUUUUAGCUGCUCAUAAUGGUAAGCAACCUACAACUAUCUACACAGAUCAAGAUGCAGCAAUGGGAAAAGCUGUAAAGAUAGUAUUCACAGAAUCAUAUCAUGGUUUGUGUACCUUUCACAUAAUGCAGAAUGCUGUCAAGCAUUUGUCUCCAAUGAAGAACAAAGAGGAAAAUAAAGUUGGAGAAGAAGAUAAAGUUGAAGAAGAAGAUACAAUUGAAGAACAAGAUGAAUCUCAUAUUCUUGCUGAUUUUAGUGCUUGUAUGUAUGCUUUUGAGGACAAGACCGAAUUUCAAGAAGCAUUUGACGUUAUGAGAUCUAAAGUGCAUAAGCAAACUUGGCUAGAUAGUAUCUACAAGUUGAGAGAAAAUUGGGCUGAAUGUUAUAUGAGAGAUGUGUUCAGCUUGGGAGUGAGAAGUACACAGCUAAAUGAGAGCUUCAAUAAUGCAAUGAAGAAGCAUUUGAAAUCAGAUUUUGAUAUUGUUCGAUUUUUGAAACAUUUUGAGAGGACAGUGCAAGAAAAGAGACAACAAGAAGUGCAAUCUGAAUAUGACUCAAGGAAGAAGCAGCCAAGAAGACUAAUGAGUACACCUAUGUUAGUUCAAGCAAGCCAAGUAUAUACUCAUGUAAUUUUUGAAGCUUUCCAAAGUGAAUAUGAAAGAUCAAUGGCUGCAUGUGCUAGAGUUCUAGAAGAAGAUAACAAAUAUGUCGUUGCUAUUGGGCGUCUUCAUGGUGAUUUAAGUUAUGAGGAGGAACGCAUAGUGAUUGGUGAUCCUUUGACCCAAAAAGUUUCUUGCAAUUGUGGAAUGUUCAAUAGGACAGGAAUAUUAUGUGCACAUGGUCUUAAAGUUCUUGAUUUGAUGAAUAUAAAGAUACUACCCACACAUUAUAUCCUAAAGAGAUGGACUAGAGAAGCACGCAAUGGAAGUAUACAGGAUAAGCAAGGAAGAAAUGUGGUAGAAAAUUCAAAACGGGAAGCCCAACUUCGAUACAAGUUUUUGUCUCAUAAAUUUCACAAUUUGGCGGAUAAAGCAGCCAAAGUGCAAGAAUGUUGUGUGCUGUUAGAAAAUGCACUUGAUUGUCUUAGUAUUCAGCUAGAGGAAAAACUCAAUGUAUCUACUAUUGUUAUGAAUGAACCAUGCAAGAAUCAAGAAAAUAUUGAUCCUAAUGUACAACAAAGGGACAGCAUGCUUAGUGCUGCAAAGCUGAAGAAAAAAGAGGUCCAGUCAAAGAAUUCAAGGCGGAAGAAAACUUGGCUCGAUAAGUUAUGCAAAGGGGGGAAGCACAAGGCAACCAAACCUGCUGCACCAACAAAAAAGGAGCAAAGCAACACAAGAAAAAUGAUGAUGCGCAGCCGCUAGUAGAAGUGGACAAGGGUGCCAACCACAGAGGAGCAAAUAUGGAGCUUCAAGAGUACAAUGCCAUUGCCAACUUUACUCAGAUCUUGACAACUCCAAUUUGUGAUGUCAACAAUCUUCUUGACCAAGAUCUAUUCUUCUAGUAUUUGCAAGAUGGUUAGAGGGUUAACUAUAGCAUUUUGUGGCACAGCUAUAGUAUUUUGGACAGGCUAAUUAUAGUAUUUUGGGGCCUAAUUGUAUAAGUGAAAUGGCCUACCUUAUAGUGGUUGUAUAGCACUUGUUGCUUCAAAUUAGACUUGUCUAAUGCUAUGUAUGCGUCUGGUGCUUUGGAAUUAGAGACUUGUUGCUCCAAAUUAUUAAUUAUUAAUCUGGUGACUUGUAAAAAUUAGCAA
Panicum virgatum (switchgrass) is the source of this 3114-nucleotide messenger RNA. Its product is annotated as protein FAR1-RELATED SEQUENCE 5-like. NCBI's taxonomy places the organism in Eukaryota, Viridiplantae, Streptophyta, Magnoliopsida, Poales, Poaceae. The transcript is spliced from 2 exons. The record is from RefSeq and is a predicted model, not a curated record. The coding region runs from base 1184 to 2725 and encodes 513 amino acids. Gene Ontology annotation, biological process: regulation of DNA-templated transcription. Gene Ontology annotation, molecular function: zinc ion binding.